UAUCCCGCGUUUAUUCGUGCUAACUAGAGCGCUCCCAGCGCGUGGGUGAUUUCCGAGCUACCCGGUAGACGAGACUCGAGGAUCGCGAUCCAGUAGGAAUCGCGGCCCGGAAGUCCCUUCUGCGUCCACGAGUCUAAGGUCAAGGUGAGAAACCAUCGUCGAUUCCGCAUUGACUUAAUUAGCAUCGUCGGGACGCUUUUAUCGCAGAACUUAAUUCUCCAGAACGCGCUGAAGUGGAUGCAAAACAUUGGCGAUCUGGCAAGGCUAUAGCAGAAAUCGUUCGCAACAAAAGCUAUCGAGAAUUUUAAUACGAUACGAUUGUCAAUGCUGUAACCGUGUAAGGCUACCGGAGGCUAUCGGAGGCUAUGAGUAAAGAUUGUGGAAUAUGUGGGAUUUAUCCCAGAUGGUUGCGAAAUCGUGCCACCCCGAAGAAUUUCAUCGCGGUGUACGGUUUACUGGGCACCGUCCAGGCGAUGGCCUUUAUCUACAUCGUCGUCACCCUGACAACUCUGGAGAAGAGAUUCAAGAUACCUAGCCGUACGACUGGGUUGAUCCUUUCGGGCAACGAGAUCUCUCAGAUCUUGUCCUUGAUCUUGACCUACUACGGAGGAUCCAGUCAUCGGCCAAGAUGGAUCGCGGUUGGGGUCGGCUUGAGCGCAUUGUCCUGUCUCAUUUUGGCACUGCCGCACUUCAUAUACGGUCCUGGAAAGGACGCCUUGGCAUUGACGAAGGAAUAUCUGGAUCAGACCUUGUUGAAUAUGACAACCGUCCCGGAGAACUUCGCGAUUUGUCCGCGUACGAACCAGCCAGAACUUUGCGAUGCCGAAACUAAGUUGAGCGUUAGUUACCUCCCUCUACUGUUGAUUUUUAUAUCUCAAUUUGUUCUUGGUAUCGGAACUACUCUUUAUUACGGUUUGGGACAGACGUAUUUAGACGACAAUACGAAGAAGAAAAAUACGCCUAUGCUCUUAGGUUUUACGUUCGCUUUACGUACCGUGGGUCCAGCGAUUGGAUUUCUAUUGGGCUACGCCUGUCUGAGUUUAUACAUAGACCCAAAACUUCAUCCCGUUAUUACGACGAAAGAUCCGCGAUGGUUAGGCGCAUGGUGGCUCGGAUGGAUCAUUCUUGGCGUUACGAUGGCUAUGUUUGCCGUUUUGAUCGCUAUGUUUCCACGUGAUCUUCCUACAUCAAAAGAUAUUUCUAAACCGGAUGGCGAAAUACCUUUGAAGUUAGAUUUAGUGCUGCAGCAGAAGCCUCCGUUACAGAUGGAACCUACCAACCCAGUACCCGUGGAAACUGAGUACAUACCGACAAUCCGUGAAUUUCCAAAAGCCAUGAAACGGUUGUUAACGAACUGGCUGUUGACCUGCAACAAUUUAAGCGCCGUAUUUUACAUUCUUGGCGCUUCUGCCUAUAUCACGUUCUUGGCGAAGUAUCUCGAAAUCCAAUACAGUACAUCCGCGGCUGGCGGUACCGUGAUAACAGGUCCUAUAUCGCUAGUUGGUAUAGUAUUAGGAUUCCUGUUAUCGGGAUUAGUAAUUAGCAAAUUUAAGCCUAGUCCCAGACCGCUCCUCGCGUGGAACGUACUCGUCGGUAUUAUCUUCGUCGUGGGACAAAUUUUAUACAUAUUUCUUGGCUGCACGAACUCCGGAAUCCGUGGUAUAAACUUGAAGACUAUGGAAAUGAAUUUGACAGCUGAUUGCAACGCCGAUUGCAAUUGUGCGGGCGUCAAAUAUUCCCCGGUCUGCCACGAGGCGUCAAUGACAACUUUCUUCUCCGCCUGUCACGCGGGAUGUCGAACGAUCCUGGACGACAAACAGUUCGGGAACUGCAGUUGUCUAACGUUGAACGAGCCAAGCCGUAUCGGAGACCACUUUGAUUACUUCAGCUCCAGUAGGGCUUUCAUUUCGGAACAGCAGAUGCGUCCGCCUGACUCGCAGGCACUGCCGCCGAUCUCCGAUACGGUCAAAGCCGGUCCGUGCGCCAGCGACUGCAAACGGCCGUAUUUGCUCUUCGUAUUGCUCAACUGCGUGAUCAAUACGCUGGGCUGUUCCGGGAAAAUCGGUAACGUUCUGGUGAACUACAGGAGCGUCGAGAAGAGGGACAAGAGUCUCUCCCAGGGCGUCACGCUCAUGAUCGUCUCGCUGCUGGCUCUAAUUCCGGGGCCGAUUAUUUUUGGGGCUAUCAUCGACUCGACUUGCCUGAUAUGGGAGGAAUCCUGUGGGACUAGAGGAAACUGCUGGUUCUAUCACAGGGAUAAUUUCCGAUUCUUGGUGAACAUCUCGGCGGCCGGAUUUACCGUGAUAGGGGUAUUAUUCGAUGCUAUAGUUUGUUAUCUCGGCAAAGAUUUGGAUCUAUAUGGCGCCGCGGAGACUGACAAGAGGCGCGAGUUCGUGAGGGAAGAUGGCGCCGCGAUUGAUAAUGCAGACAAGAAGAAUGAAGUUAAUGGGAAUUUAAAUCAGAGGACAGAGCACAGUCGUCUAUAACGCUGCCUGUCCGAUAAAUGGACAAAUCCGAUAAGAUUUGUGGAAUUGCUCUAGGUACCUGAAAAUUUCCGGAUCUUUCGUGACUGACGCCGAACAUUCCGAUAGUACAAUGAUUCUAUAAUAUUAGCGACAUGAGCUAAUCAUGUAAAUAAUGUUAAUAUAAAUGCACCCUUUGUUUGUUAAACUCUCAAGCUUCUAAACGCUCGGAAUCGAAAGCUGGGAGCUAUAAUCGUUGUUACACAAUUUCAUUUGUUAUACCUUUAUUUCCGAAUCAUACUCAUUCUUAUUUCUUUGUAAAUAAAUUACGCUUAUUUUUUGUUAACACGUUA
Temnothorax curvispinosus is the source of this 2815-nucleotide messenger RNA. RefSeq names its product solute carrier organic anion transporter family member 4C1 (gene Oatp33Ea). The record is from RefSeq and is a predicted model, not a curated record. The transcript has 9 exons. Gene Ontology annotation, molecular function: protein binding. The coding region runs from base 366 to 2486 and encodes 706 amino acids. Gene Ontology annotation, cellular component: membrane. NCBI's taxonomy places the organism in Eukaryota, Metazoa, Arthropoda, Insecta, Hymenoptera, Formicidae. Gene Ontology annotation, biological process: sodium-independent organic anion transport; transmembrane transport.